Molecule: messenger RNA, 1116 nt
Organism: Durusdinium trenchii
Lineage: Eukaryota; Dinophyceae; Suessiales; Symbiodiniaceae
Source: the annotation of a GenBank genome assembly
AUGGCGGCCUGGUUCAUUGUUGUCCUAUCAGUGCCACUUGCAGCAGGUGACAACUCCUUGUUGCACCCCUUGGCACUGGAGCGUCCCGAUGCCAGCGUGUUUCCAUUGCCCGCACAAGCUCGUCACCUUCCACCCUUUGGCACGGAAGUGGAUGGGGCGAAGGCCACCAACAAAUUCUGGGCCAAUUGGGUGGUCGAAGAAGGUCGCGAGUUGUCCAUCCAUGCCAUGCCCUAUGUCUUGCGCUAUGAUGCUUCCACCGGACAACCGAACAUGAAGGUGUCCCGGGCCAGCAGUGACGCCCGAGUCAUGCAGUAUGGUGAUUCUGAGACCAACGGUGGGGAAAAGAUCAGGUACUACUUCUCACCCUUCGUGAGCGAGUUUGGCUUGUCAGCACUGGAGGUCGCCAGCCAAGAAGGACAAACGAUUGUGAAGGAGGGCUUGUUCGGAGUUCAUGCAGAGGUGCGCGGACCCAGCGGCACUGGACGCAAGAUCCUUUUCCCCAUCUACAGUGGCAUGGCUUAUGUCUCCGGCUUCUAUACGGGAUUCACUCCGAAGAUUUCAUCCGACCGAGCCUUGCUUGUGGUUGAGCGCGUCAGCAAUGGAAUUUGGAGACUCCUCAACAAUGGUGGAAAGGAAUUCCGCUUGUACGCCCUGGACGCCUCUGGUGCCUUUGCCGACGAGUCCUUCGACUUCACGGCUCAGGGGACGAUGACGAAGGCCUUCGAGGGUUGGAUUCGCCUGGCCGAAGUGCAGGCACCUGAGGAUCGAGACAUCUUGGACUUUCACGCUGCGGCGGUGCUGGUGGAUUGGCACCUGGAGCUGGAAGCUGAUGGCUUGAUCACGUACCGCUUCACCAAAGAUGCCGCUGUUCCAAAGCAAGUCUUGCACUUUGCCUACGCACACCAUCAGAAGCUCUUGGCUGGCAAUACGCAGGUGGUGACGCAGCUCACACCGCUGGCUCCGCCAACCAAAGGGCUGAUGAAGGGCGUGGCAGGUGCCAACUGCAGUGCCGGGCAGGGUGUUUCCCAGAAUGUUCCGGGUCUAGGCCUAGGCCAAGUAGUGAUUCAUGGGCCGGAUUGGGUCAGAACUUCGUCAGCUUCACACGGAUGCGGGUGA